This is a messenger RNA of Saccostrea echinata, 3147 nucleotides long. RefSeq names its product integrator complex subunit 6-like. Bases 100 to 2742 code for a protein of 880 amino acids. Lineage: Eukaryota; Metazoa; Mollusca; Bivalvia; Ostreida; Ostreidae. The record is from RefSeq and is a predicted model, not a curated record. The transcript is spliced from 18 exons. Gene Ontology annotation, biological process: snRNA 3'-end processing. Gene Ontology annotation, cellular component: integrator complex.
CGCCGCGGUAGAGAGUGGAUGGGCUAUGUCGAGCUCUGAAUGACAGUUACUUUAUUUGUUUAUUUAAGAUAUUUCAAGUCUGUCAGAUGAAUACCAAUCAUGACAAUAAUAUUAUUUCUCGUCGAUACAAGUGCAUCUAUGAACCAGCGUACAUAUUUGGGAACUUCUUUGAUUGAUAUCGCCAAAGCCUCUGUUGAGACUUUUAUGAAGAUAAGGUCAAGGGAUCCAAAUUGCAGAUGGGAUAGAUACAUGCUCCUGACAUUCGAAGACCCGCCUGCAAAUAUUAAGGCUGGCUGGAAGGAGAGCCAUGCUACAUUUGUGAAUGAACUGAAGAACUUGCAGACCCAGGGCUUAACCUUAAUGGGCCCUGCCUUGAAGCAUGCAUUUGAUCUUCUCAACAUUAAUAGAAUGCAGACAGGCAUUGACACUUAUGGACAGGGUCGCUGUCCAUUCUACCUUGAGCCAGCGGUGAUAAUUGUCAUCACUGACGGAGGAAAACUGACCACCAUGAACGGAGUACAGCCAGAGAUCAACUUGCCAAUGAACUCUGUGGUGCCAGGGUCUGAGCUAACAAAGGAACCAUUUAGAUGGGAUCAGAGGAUUUUCGGAUUGGUGCUCAGGUUGCCUGGAAACGUUCCGGUUGAUAUGGCAACCAAUACAUUCAUUCCUUCUGCAGAGAACCAUCCAUUGGAUGCCAUGUGUGAUGUCACAGGAGGUAGGUCGUAUGCUGUGCACACCCAAAAGAUGCUGAAUGGAGCAUUGGAAAGUUUAGUGCAGAAAGUUCAGGGAGGAGUGGUGAUAAAUUUUGAGAAAAUAGGACCUGACCCUCCUCCUCUAGAAAUCAAAACUGAGAAUGGACUCGACAGCAAUGGAAAUACAAAAGAAAACCAGGAUAUUAACACACCAAUCAAGCUGGAGCUGGAAGAGGAGAAGAAGACAAACUCACCGAUGAUGGGUCAGUCCAUCCCUAACAACAGCUGGCACAACUGUCGACGGCUUAUCUAUGUCCCCCGGUCAGCGCAGAAGGGCUACUCGGUCGGUCACUGGCCUAUUCCUGAGGCUUUCUGGCCAGACACAACUAACUCAACUCUACCUCCUCGCUCAGCCCACCCUGUGGUGAAGUUUUACUGUUCUCCCUGUGAGCCUAUGGUGAUUGGAAACCUUCCAUUUGAUAAGUAUGAGCUGGAGCCCUCCCCCCUCACCCAGUACAUCCUGGAGAGGAGGCAGCCUAACUCCUGCUGGCAGGUCUUCAUUAACGGCAGUGCUAAAUAUAGCGACGUGGGACAUCCCUUUGGGUAUCUGAAGGCCAGCAGUACCCUGAGUUGUGUUAACCUGUUUUUGAUGCCAUACAAUUAUCCUGUGCUGCUUCCACUAUUAGAUGAAUUGUUCAAAGUUCACAAGCUGAAGCCUACACAGAAAUGGCGUAGUCAAUUUGAUACGUACCUCAAAACCAUGCCAUCUUACUAUGCAGGGCCCUUAAAAAGAGCCUUAGCAAGAAUGGGUGCUCCAAAUCUAGUCCCCGACAAUAUGGACAACAGUUUGAGUUACAGUGUAAUCACUUACUUAAAGAAACUCAAAAACCAGGCCAAGAUUGAGAUGGAUCGGCUGAUAGCAUCUGUUGGUCAGAAGGUUCCUCUACAUGAGGGCAUUAAAGUGGAUUCCAGAACUAAAACCUCCAUUCUGCAGAGGCGGGACUUUAACCAGUUAUUACAGAAUGCAGGCGGGAAUCUUCAAAACCUGAAGCAGGAACUGACAGAUUUCAACACGUUUACUGUCGCAGUGGCUGACAGAGACAUCAAACCUCAAUACUAUAGAAAUCCAUAUGAUAUACCUCGAAAAAACCUUAUAGAUCAAAUAGCUAGAAUGAGAUCAAAUUUUCUACAAAAGUCUUACCAUAGAACAAAACUUGUGGAUGAUGAUCAAGCUCACAGUAUACCAGUCCAACAGAUGGGUAACUACCAGGAUUACCUGAAGAAACAGCCAGCUCCGCUAAGGGAACUGGAAACAUCUCCCGCCAGACUUCAUACCUUUGGAAAUCCAUUCAAAGUCAAGAUGAACAUGGUUGAUGAAGCAGAUGACCCAACAAUUGAUAAACCGUCCAAACGACGGAGCUUAGAAAGUCCCUCUCCAGGUCCCAAAAGGCGCAAAGUCGGUCCCCUCCCCAAGGACUACGUGUUCAGUAGAUCCCCCACCCCCUCCCCACCUGCCUCCCCGAUACCAGACCAGAUGCCUGAGGAAGACUUCAGUCCAAAGCCUGAACCUACAGAUUAUGACAUGGAGGAAAACAGUAUGUCAGAACGAGAAGAUGAAGAUCAGCCGUUAAUAAUCGCUGAACCGGAACAAAGCGACACAAAGAAAAACCACGUCAGGGAAAAUCAUGUUCCGCAUGGAGAGUCCGAGGAGCAUCUUCUGUUUAAUUCGGUGAAUUCUCGACAGAAGAGUGUUAACAAUAGUAAAAAGGACUCUCUGAUAUGGACUCACAACACCCGGUUAAAACACACUGUGUACAAAGAACUCAAGAAACCAGGACGAAGUAAGUGGAAAGAUUAUGACAACUUGUUUCACCAGUUAAAUUCAGUCCAGGGAAAUGUGGAACUUAAGUGUGCAUUUAUCAGUGAUGUUAUCCGUGAAGCCAGUCGUUUCAAGAAAAAGGUGCUAAUCCAAAUGUUGGAACAGUUUCAAAACUCACUGAUGCAAGUGGAGGGGAGGAAACGCAACAGCCUCACCAUGGAAACCAGAUGAUAUUAAAUUUCUUGCACAGGACAAUUUCAAGUUAUUGUGACAAGAUUAUAUUCCUCAUUGAUAUUCAACAUAAAUGCAUUGGAGAGAAAAUGAAAAUCAUUCACAUAGAAAUUUACUGCAUUAUGAAUUUAUGAGGCAUACAUUUUGGAAGAAGAAAAUGAGAAAAUCGAUCAUGAAAAAUCUUUAAUUAAGAACAUUAAUGAGGAUAUAAUUAGUAAGCAAUACCACUGUGUUCAGUUUAUAUGAGAUGUCAUAUUUGACAUGCAGAUCUGUGAUAUAUCAUCAAUCAUUACACAAGUAUGUCAUGUAAAUCAGGACUUUUAAAUCUUUUUUUUUUCUCAAUGUCAAUAAAAAGUUUAUGGAUUGUUAAUUUAAAUUUUUAUCAAUAAAUAUAUAUUUAAAACA